This is a messenger RNA of Morus notabilis, 3254 nucleotides long. RefSeq names its product disease resistance protein RPM1. The record is from RefSeq and is a predicted model, not a curated record. Lineage: Eukaryota; Viridiplantae; Streptophyta; Magnoliopsida; Rosales; Moraceae. The transcript is spliced from 3 exons. Gene Ontology annotation, molecular function: ADP binding. Gene Ontology annotation, biological process: defense response to other organism. Bases 100 to 3024 code for a protein of 974 amino acids.
UUAAGUAAAGCCUCCUGUAAUAUGAUGGCAGACUACAAAUAUUGCAGAAGGAAGUGAAGUGUCCCUUUAUUAUAUGAACAGAAGCAAAGUUUCGAAAAAAUGGCGGAGACCGCGGUGGGCUUGAUUGUACAUAAGUUGGCCUCAUUGUUGACGGAAGAAGCGCACUUGUUGAGAGGCGUUCACGGUGAAGUUGAGGACAUCAAAUGUGAUCUAGAAUUCCUUUUGGCUUUCCUUAAUGAUGCAGAUACAAGAGCCGAAAGAGAUCAAACGACAAGCAAUAACCACGGCGUUAAAGUGUGGGUGCAAAAACUUAGAGAAAAAGCAUUUCAGCUAGAAGAUGUUAUUGAUGAAUAUACAUAUCUCAUGGCCCAACAACAACGUCCCCACAAGCAUAGAUUUAUCGGCUUCCUCCGGAAAAGUGCUUUCUUGGUUGUAAAACUAAAACCGCGCCAUGACAUAGCAUCAAAAAUACAGAAAAUCAAGCGAAGGAUUCGAGAUAUAAAUGUGAAUAGUGCAACAUAUGGCUUUAAUGCCACUCUAGAAGGGUCUACAACUACUGCUCGAAGUAACACAUGGUAUGAUCCUCGUCAAGAUUCUUGCUUCCUCGAGGAAACUGAAGUUGUCGGUGUUCAAUCGACAAGAGACGAAUUGAUUGCAAUGGUCGAAAAUGAAUCUCCUCAACGAAAAGUGAUUUCGCUGGUGGGGAUGGGGGGUCUCGGCAAGACCACUCUUGCCCAUCAAGUAUACAUUCGCGUGAAAGGAGGAUUCGAUUGCCAUGCUUGGAUUGAAGUGUCUCAAACGUACAAUAAGGUGGAGCUGCUACAAAACUUGCUGAGGAAGUUCUAUGAGGCAAGAGAGGAACCUGUUCCGGAGAGAAUUGAUGUCAUGGAUCAGAUCACGCUGACAACAAAAAUAAGAGAUUACUUGCGAGGAAAGAGGUACUUUGUUGUUUUUGAUGAUGUUUGGAACUCAACUUUUUGGGCUGACGUUAAAAAUGCUUUACUUGACCCCAAUGAAAAGUCUGGACGUAUAAUUAUCACAACGCGAUAUGUGAAUGUUGCGAUUUUUUGUAAAGAAUCAUCAUGUGUUUAUAUCCAUGAAAUGCAAUGCCUCCCUCUACACAAUGCGUGGGAACUCUUUUGUAACAAAGCUUUUCAUUAUGACUUCCAAGGGCACUGUCCAAGCAACUUAGAAAAGUUAUCUCGGGAAAUCGUUGAAAGAUGCGGUGGAUUACCACUCGCGAUUGUUGUCAUCGCUGGUCUUCUUUCAACGAAAAACAAGACUGCAGAUGAAUGGGGAAGAUUGCUUACUAGUCUAAGUUCAGAGUUGGAGAGUAAUGAGCGUUUGACGAGCAUAGAAAAAAUAUUAUCUCUAAGUUACAAUGACCUACCUUACCACCUCAAAUCUUGUUUCUUGUAUUUUGGAAUUUUCCCAGAGGACUACUCUAUUAGGCGUAGGAGAUUGAUUCGACAAUGGAUAGCUGAAGGAUUUGUGAAUCCAAAGAAGGAUAAAACAUUGGAAGUGGUUGCAGAAGAAUAUUUGGUAGAGCUUAUAAACAGAAGUCUCGUUCAAGUAUCAGAAAUAGACCUUAAUGGAAAACCGAAAAGUUGCCGCAUCCAUGAUCUUCUUCGUGAGAUCGCUUUUAAAAAGAUGGAGGAUCUACAUUUUUGUCAAGUUUUGUCAAGAAGGGAUUCAAAGUUCAGAGGAUUUGCUCGGCGCAUAUCGAUUUACUAUUGUUCUGAUGAUGCAUUUGCGAGCCACUCUAAGACAUCUCAUGUUCGAUCUCUUUUAAUCUUUGCUAAAGAUGGAAUGCUUGACUCUCUUGGAAAUAUAAUUUCUCAUAACUUCAAGCUCCUAAAAGUUCUAGAUUUUGAAGACGCCCCAAGACUAGAUCACCUUCCAGAAGAUAUUGGAAAGUUGUUCCACCUAAGAUAUUUAAGCGUCCGAGGGACACGAGUGCAGUUUUUGCCAAAAUCAAUUAGAAAAUUGGAAAAUCUGGAGACUUUGGAUCUCAGGAAAACAUUGGUCUAUGAGCUACUUGUUGAGAUCAAUCGACUUCAAAAGUUACGACAUCUUUUGGUUCACCAUUCUGAUGGCGGCGAGUAUUUUCGUAAAAAUAUUCAAUGGGGAGUAAAAGUAAAUAAGGGAAUUGGGCUUUUGAAAGCAUUGCAAAAGUUAUAUUUUCUCGAUGCCAGCAUUGUUAAAGUUGAUGUGCUUGAAGAGCUUAGUGAGUUGAUGGAGUUGAGGAAGUUAGGCAUCAAAAACUUGAGAAGUGAAGAUGGGAAGACUCUUUGUGGUUCGAUUCAGAGAAUGGAGUACUUAGAGACCCUCGAUAUCUCAUCGUCAGUAAGCGGAAAAGGGACACUUGAUUUGGAGUCUAUGUCAUCCCCUUCAAAAUUUCUUCAACGUCUCUACUUGGAGGGUCAUAUGACAAAAUUUCCCAACUGGAUCACCGAACUUCAAAAUUUAAUUCGAAUACGAAUUAGUCGGUCAAGAAUGCAAGAUGAUCCGCUGACAUCUCUUCAAAAUCUGCCCAAUCUUUUGGAACUCGAGCUCAACAUAGAAUCAUAUUGUGGUGAGAAGCUGCACUUCGAGGAAGGAGCAUUUCGGAAGCUUAAGGUGCUUUACCUCAUUCAUUUGUACGGAUUGAAUUUGAUAGUAAUAGAGGAAGGAGCAUUGUGUAAUCUUGAAAAGUUUUACAUUGGUCCUUGCCCUCAAAUGAAGGAGCUCCCCAUUGGAUUCCAACAUUUAAGGAACCUUAAACUCGUUCGAUUUGUUGAAAUGCCAACACACUUCUUGAUGUUCCAGAAUUUUCGGAGUCUUGAACCCGUUCCAAAUGUUGGAUUCACAGAUAUAUCUCUGUUUGGAAGGAAGUUCUCCUUGAGUUUAGAGUACGUUUUAAGACUUCAAACGUACAUUCAAGAGCAUAAAGAAGUGAACUGGAAGUCCUUGCCCUUUGAAGAAGUAUUGAAGAAACUCCUGCCAUUUCGGAUAUCACACCUUCAACGAUCCAUGACAGUAUGACUUUGAGAAAGUCUCUUGUUGUGUUUAUUAAUGAGUCUUCGAUCAGCUGCAUAUACUAUCGACUAUGUUGUAUCUAAAUAUACGGCUGAGUUUAGUUGGUUUAUUAUUAUUAUUUUUUAACAAGUACUUGUGCUCUUGAGUUAAAGCAAAUCUAUGGUGGGAGUAAGAGAGCACCUCCAAUGCAAGGGCAACGCUAAAUUCGCGUGUAAUGCCAAAUUUUGACAUUUAAG